AUGGCCACGAUGCUCAAUGGAACGGCCAUCAUGGACGGGGCCUGUCUUCUGAUUGCAGCAAAUGAGCCAUGUCCACAGCCACAGACAGUGGAGCACCUGUUUGCCCUAGAAAUAAUGGACCUGACUAACAUCGUGGUUCUCCAGAACAAAAUAGACCUGAUUACGAAGGAGCAGUCGUUUGAGCAGUACAAGCAGAUCAAGGACUUCCUGAACAACACCAGAAUCAAGGCGCCAAUUGUGCCCAUAUCGGNACUCGUGAGACACAUUUCAUUCGUAGACUGUCCAGGACACGACAUUCUCAUGGCCACGAUGCUCAAUGGAACGGCCAUCAUGGACGGGGCCUGUCUUCUGAUUGCAGCAAAUGAGCCAUGUCCACAGCCACAGACAGUGGAGCACCUGUUUGCCCUAGAAAUAAUGGACCUGACUAACAUCGUGGUUCUCCAGAACAAAAUAGACCUGAUUACGAAGGAGCAGUCGUUUGAGCAGUACAAGCAGAUCAAGGACUUCCUGAACAACACCAGAAUCAAGGCGCCAAUUGUGCCCAUAUCGGGGCAGCUGCGAGUGAACAUAGACGCCGUACUCGACUACCUGGUGAACUACAUCAAGAUGCCAGCACGAAACUUGGAUGAAAACCCAAAAAUGGUCAUAAUCAGGUCAUUUGACGUAAACAAGCCUGGGACGAAGCACAGGAAGCUGGCAGGCGCAAUAAUAGGCGGGUCGAUUGUGACUGGGACCGUGAAGGUGGGAGACGCAAUCGAAAUACGACCAGGGCAGAUUCGAGUCACCAGCAACGGGUUUGCGUGCAUGCCCUACGUGACAAGGGUGACGUCACUUCAUGCAGAACGAACAAAAUUGGAUGAAGCAAUUCCAGGGGGACUAAUUGGACUAGGAACAGAUUUGGAUCCAUUUGUGAGCAAAUCAGACAAGCUGGUUGGGAUGGUGAUGGGGAUGCAUGGGAAGAUGCCACCAGUCUACUACUCCAUCAAGGUGAAGUAUCGGCUGUUUGAGAAGACGGCCACGACCAAGAAGAAGGAGAUUGAGAAGGACGAGCAGAUUCUGCUGAACAUCUCAAGCACGUCCACUGGUUGCAGAAUAGUCGAAAUCAAUGCCGAAUUCGGCCAAUUCGAGCUGCUUAAGCCCUGUUGCGUUGCAAAGGGCGAGAGAGUGGCCAUAUCGAGGAAAGUCAAGGGAAACUGGCGACUCGUAGGCCACGGAACCAUCAUCGAUGGCUCUGAGGCCGAAUUGGACUACUCGUAG
Enterospora canceri is the source of this 1257-nucleotide messenger RNA. Lineage: Eukaryota; Fungi; Microsporidia; Enterocytozoonidae. The record is from the annotation of a GenBank genome assembly.